Scedosporium apiospermum is the source of this 1524-nucleotide messenger RNA. RefSeq lists its product as uncharacterized. The transcript is spliced from 6 exons. NCBI's taxonomy places the organism in Eukaryota, Fungi, Ascomycota, Sordariomycetes, Microascales, Microascaceae. Gene Ontology annotation, molecular function: transmembrane transporter activity. The record is from RefSeq and is a predicted model, not a curated record. Gene Ontology annotation, biological process: transmembrane transport. The coding region runs from base 1 to 1524 and encodes 507 amino acids. Gene Ontology annotation, cellular component: membrane.
AUGUCCGACACCAAGGAAAGCCUCAAGGAGGCCGAACUCGCCAAGUCCUCCGUCAGCGGCGACAACGUCUCCAGCUCCAACGUCGACACCGCCUGGAAGUUCCUCGACGCGAAUCGCGAUGUCGCCGAGGCCACUGCCUCCGAGUCGGAGCUCAAGGCUCUGCGUCGCAAGAUCGAUUGGCACAUUGUCCCCAUCAUGUUCUGCUGUUAUACGAUGCAGUUCCUCGAUAAGGUUAUUCUCAAUUAUGCCGCCGUUAUGGGUAUCCACGCAGAGCUGAAGCUUCAGGGGAAUGACUUCUCAAACAUCGCCACAUUCCUCUUCGUCGCCCUGCUUUGCUUCGAGGUUCCCAACAUCUACUGCCUUCAGAAGGUCCCGGCCGCAAAGUGGCUCGGCUGCAAUGUUAUCCUUUGGGGUGUCGCCACCGCUUCCGGUGCCGCCGCCCACAAUUACCAGACUCUCCUCGUCUCCCGUGUGUUCCUUGGUAUCUUCGAAGCUACCAUUGCACCCUCUCUGCUCCUCAUCAGCAGCCAGUGGUACACCAAGUCCGAAGCGGCUCCCCGCUUCUCCUUCUGGUAUCUCGGUCUCGGUCUCGGCCAGAUCAUUGGUGGCGCCGUGUCGUACGGCUUCCAGCACGUCAGCAAGAACGCCGCGCUCUCGGGCUGGAGGAUCAUGUUCGUGGUGCUCGGUUGCUUGACCAUCACCAUUGGUCUCUGGACCUUCUUCUUCCUCCCCGAUACCCCCAUGAAGGCUAGGUGGUUGAGCAGCGAGGAAAAGGUUAAGCUCCUCAAGCACGUCAGCGUCAACCAGACCGGCAUCGAGAACAGGAAGUUCCGACCCAAGGAGAUCUUCGAGGCCCUCAUGGACCCCCAGCUCUAUCUGCUCCUCCUGGCCGUCAUUCUUCUCUCCGUCUCUAGCGGCGUCGUCACUACCUACUCCGCCACGCUGAUCAAGAACAUUGUCAACGACCCUAAGAGAGCCGCUCUCAUGAACAUGCCCUCGGGUGCCGUCAGCAUCUUCUUCACCCUCUUUGUUGGUUUCGCCAUCCGCAGCCAGUCCCACCGCUGGCUCUGGAUUAUCUGCUGCAUCAUUCCAGCCAUUAUUGGCGGUGCCUUGAUGUCCUUCCUGCCCACCACCAACAAGGCCGGUGUCCUCGCUGGUAUCUACCUCGUCAACGCUGUCGUCGCCCCGCUUGCAGUCUUCUACAACUGGACAUCUGCCAACUUCGGCGGUGCUACCAAGCGUGCCUUUGCCGCCGCGCUCCUCAGCGGUUCCUUCUCCAUCGGAAACAUCAUUGGACCUCAGACUUUCCAGGCCCGCGACGCGCCCGAAUACCGCCCUGCCAAGAUUGCUGUUAUGGGUACGCAGGCUGGAUGCGCCUUGGUCACUUUCAUCCUCUUCCUCUACUACGUCUGGCAGAACAAGAAGCGGGGUGCCAUCCAGGAGAAUGAGGAUGAGUACCUGUCGCCCGAGGUCUGGGCCAACAUGACGGAUCGCGAGAACAAGAAGUUCAGGUAUUCGUACUAA